Molecule: messenger RNA, 12154 nt
Organism: Culex pipiens pallens (northern house mosquito)
Lineage: Eukaryota; Metazoa; Arthropoda; Insecta; Diptera; Culicidae
Exons: 3
Coding region: 3250-4251 (333 amino acids)
Cellular component (GO): nucleus; cytoplasm
Molecular function (GO): protein binding
Source: RefSeq, a predicted model, not a curated record
UUAAAAGUGAAAACAAAUUUACUCUUUUAGCACUUAUUAGUACUGAGUCAUCGACUGAAUGACAAGAAAAAAGAAAAGAAAUUAUUUUCAAUGUGAUUACUGCAAAAACAUCCAGAAUUUGCAGGUUCAUUUAAUGCUUUCGAGCAAUAACCAGAAUGGCCGACCAAGAUGAACUGAUCCAAAACAGUAUGCUUCUCCUCGGUAUACGGAUGAAAACACUGACUUCGGCUCAACGAGACAUCAUCAUCGAACACGGCGGGAACAUCAACACCAAGGAUGCCAACGAUAGAAACAACACCCCACUUCACGUAGCUGCCUGCAAGGGAGUUCCGGAGAUUGUCCAACUUCUGCUGGAUAGAGGGGCAAAGGUUUCGGAAAAGAAUUCGAAUGGGCAAACCCCGCUGGAUGUUGCCCAAGGUUCUGAGGUCAUCGAAAAACUCAAGAAAAACAACCAAACUGUGCCUCCCCAUGAAUUACGACCAGCAAGGGAUCGAUCAGUUGCUCAGCAAUCAACCGCUGAAAAUAGAACCAUCUUCUAUCCAAAACGAUCCGGAACAUCCGGCUUUUGUGGACAGCUGUAUGAAACUAAACUGCUAACGUUGAUUUUGUUUCGGGCCCUGAAACGCAAAGACAUCGUCGAGUUUUAUCUGGGAUCCAACGUGGACGGCCUGGGGGCACUGGACGAUGUGGUUUUUUGGUUCCGGGAUAUUUACGGGAAAACAUGGAUGCAGUUUAUCCAAGCAAAGCAUCGCGAUGACCCCGAUAAAGACGGAAAGUUGACCUUGGGAGAGAUCCUCAAGGAGAAAGGUGACUAUAGCAUACACAAGUACUUUGAUAGCUACCUGGCAAUAAGGCGAAAGUUUGGGUCAAAGAGCGAGGAUGACCAGAUCUUCAGAGAAGAGUUUCAAAAAGUGGACUGUGAUUUUGUGAUUUAUACCUCAGCGAAAGAGAACUUUGAUUGUAAAAAAGGGAUAGAUACUGAGACAACUGAGUUCAAUACAAAAACGGGUGAUUUAUUAUAUUCAACUCAUCGCGGUAAGACAUUCAAGUUUGAAUACAGUCCGCAACAUGUUAAAACAUUGGCUGUAGUUGCAACUAAGUUACGUAUUCAAACAUUAGGAAAGAGAUUGGCUAAUUUUGUACUAUCUGGCAGGACAGCCAAUGUUAUGUCCGAUGAUCUGAUGAGAACGUAUCACGUAGUUUUGGCACAAAAACUAUUUAAACACAGCGAAACAGGACAAAUGACAUUCAAGACAGAUUUCUUUGAUUCCAAGGAAGAGUUAGUUGUUAUUUUGAGGGAGGUAAUGUACGAUAAAGUUUUAGAAUAUAGAAAGCAAAAAUUUCAAGAUUCAGAUUUACAAAACAUUUUGAAAGUUCUUUUUGAGAAUCCUAGCGCGGAAAAUAUAAGCAAACUACUCGGCAAUGUGCUCAAGUACGAUAAAUCGUCAAACUCGCUUACACCAAUUAAAAAUCGGGUGAAACUAGAUGCGUUACAAGAAGCAGCCUUUAAAAAUAUAAUAGUUACACAAGAAACUAUACGAAAUGCUACAGACAUCGUAGGAAGAUCAACAUUGGAAUCAUUAAAAGUCAAAUUUCCACCUUUUUUCGGAAAUCUAGAUUUUCCAAUCGGAAAAGGUAAACAAGAGCAAAGAAUUAAGCAUUUAGUACAUCGAUUUAAGGAUUUGUUUGAAUUGGCAGCGCAAAAUGACAACAUUGUCAGAAUCGAUGAAAGUAUGAUUGGUCCUGGUAAAAUAUUAAACAGUGGCGAUGUUGGUCUUAAUGGGGGUUUUGCCGGUAUGGUGGGCAAUAUCUUGAUUCCGGAUCAAAACACAAACUUGUUGAAAUUUAAUGUUGAUGGAAGUUCGUUGCAAUCAAAUGCAAACAGGUUGCUUGAGUUGUUAAAGAGUGAAAUUGGGAUUGAUUUAGAAAGUUAUCGAUUAGAAAUCAAAGUUGAUUGUUUUCCACGAUUGACGUUGGAAAAUAAAGAAGAGGAUGAGCAGUUCGUGAAAUGCUUUCUAGAUAAUUUGAUGUUUUACACAGAUCAAGGAAAGGAAAAUGAAGUAGAAGCAACUUUGAAAAACGAAAUCAAAACUAGCUAUAAAAUAAAUGACGAUAUAGAUUGUGAAGCAGUGUUUUUAAAGGUCCAUGACAAGGUUCAACAUUUGUGGAAACAGCAAAAGAAAGCUCCUUACUUGACCAAGGAUUGUGACUAUUUUGAUGCAGCCGUUGUGCAAGUGCGUGACAAUCCGCCUUUAAUCAAUCUAAGUGCAAUUUGCAUCAGCCAGAUCAAUAGAUACCAAGUUGAGUUUAACUCAGAAGCAGUUCUAUCACUUGUUUCUCGUAUUGGAGAGGGUGUGACAAAUAUCGUUUCGAAUUUCGUUGAACAAACUUGUAUCAAAUUGCUUCAACAUUUCAAUUCAGAUUCGCAGAUUUUUAUAACUUCACAAUAUUUGGACCAUGCUUUGCCUCAUCUUAAAAAGGUUUUUCAGCUUAGAAUUGGAAGUAAUAUCUGCAAAACAAUGAUCCUUGUUGGGGAUCAAGAAGCGGACAAUGAUAUUAAGAAAAUGUUGAAUGAAUUUAAAAAUUCAAAAAUCAAAUGGAUUAUUGUAACAAACAAAAAGUUAUCGAAUUGCGUCAAUCAUUUUAAGGACGAAGUAAGCAUUUUUAGCGAUCUUACUCCGAAGUCACAAACAAACCUGUUUGGCGAGCGUGAUAUUUAUUUCCAGGGUACUAAAAUUAAACUCGGACAGUUAAAGAAAUGCGCUUCAGUAGACAUCAUCGAUGUUGGAAUACUUUGCAAACUGAUCAGUAAACGCGAUGUGAUGAUAACCGGAGGAAAGGAUUUGACUCAUUUCGUAAACGUUGCUGAAUUCUUUAUUUUUUUUAUUUUUUUAUUUUUUGUGGGACGGUGAUCCAGCCGCACAUCGUUAAUGUAGAAACCUCUAAAACAAUUUAUAAUGGUUGGUGUUGGUUACAAUCGAAAGGAUUCCAAAUAUGUUGCGUUGUCAACCAAACAGUUAAUUGAGCAAAUUUAUUAUAUUCACUUACUUCUCGUGAAAUUGUGCGAAGGGAAUGUCUUCCCUUCCAAAUUCGAAACCAUGCUGAAACUUAUGAUUAUUUGUAUGAAAAGACAUCGCUUGUUUGGACCAAGUAUUCCUCAUCCUCACAACACUGUUUCACCAUGUUACGCUAAAUUCAUCGGAGUUUGCAAGAAAUCAUCGAAUAGUGUUUGGAUCAUAUUCCUCGUUUAUGUUGUGUUCUUUUCUGGAAACAAAGCGGCACGUGACUAGUGACAGAAUAAUACAAAUAUUUACCAACACUGUCGAAAAGUAUAAGGAAGCAUUGAAACAAGGUAAAUUUCCGCAUGAAAUAUAUUCUGAUCAAGACAUCAACGAUUAUGAUAAAAAUGAUCUAGUGCAUUGGAUUUACAAGGUCAUUGAGUUUAAAACUAAACAAAAUUACACUUUUGAUGUUGCAUUGCUUCGAGUUUCACAAGAAAUGAAACGUUCUUGCGAAAGACUCCACAAAAUACUGGAGAUGUCUGGUGCAAAAGAAGCCAGAGACAUCAAAAUCUUCGAUACCGACCAAAUCCUGAACAUUUUGGACUUGCAGGAAGUGGAGACAAACUACGAAAUGCAACGUAUCAUGACGAAGAUCAUCGACUGCAACGGUAUAUCGCUAAUAGUUACAUUUUUGUUUCACCACUGCUUUGACCAAAAGAAAUCAGAUACUUCCAAGAAACCAAACGAAGAUCUAGAAGGCAUUUUUAAGGUUGGUUCAAAGCGAUUCGUAAAAGAUACAAUCACUUUUACCGAGCAAACCCCGCAAAUCUACAACUUAUGGAUGAGCUUAGACCGACGGUACCAUCAACUGUUGCAAGCUUUCGAAACCAACGACUGCCACGACGCCGUACGCGACGUCCUAACCCAGAUUGAUCCCGACUACCGUCAAGCGGUGAUCAACGGCCAAGAUCCCGACUACGGUUCUCCGCUGCACUUUGCCACAGCCAGCGGAGACCUGGAAUUGGUCCGGACACUGCUGGAAUUCGGAGCGGAUCCCAACUCUGUGCUCGAUGAAACUGGACCACUUCCACGACUGAGAAUCGAAAGUGACGAGUUGGAGCAUUUUAAACAUUUCAGACCGAUUCAUUUUGCUGCAAUGCGAGGUCAUGGGGAAAUUGGGAAGGUUUUGUUGGAAAACGGAGCCGAACUUGAUAUCGUAAAUGAUUCUGGUAUGACGCCAAUGAAUUAGGCUAGAAUACAUGGUCAUGACGAGAUAUUAGUUUGACCAAUAUUUCAAAAUAAAAUGCCCAAAUUGGUCUAGUCAAAGUUAGGUAAAUACAGUCCAGACUUCGGAUAAUCGAAUCACGAAAAUAUUUAUUUUUUGUUGUUUUAUUUUUGAUUCUCGAGCUUACACGUAAAAAAGUCAAUUCCCAAAAUCGUGAAUUAUGUUCAUGAAUUUGAGAACCAGGAAGGAAUAUAUUCACGUUUAUAGUGCAAAUGCACCAUACUCAUGAACAAAUUACUUCGUGGUUCUCACAAUCAUGAACAUAAUUCACGAUUGCCGGAUUUUUUUUCUGUGUACCGUAAUCUGGGGUGAAACGGGACUACAGUCUGAAUAGGGAUAGCAGUUUUUAGAGCACUUAGAGCUUUUAAAUUUGAAAAUGGAUGUACACAUUUUGCUGGCCUGAGUCUGUUCUAACCGAAACCAACAUGAAAAAUCAAAAUAUUGUGCUCCAACAUGGUUAAAACUGCUGUCCCAAUUCGCCCCAUGUGUCCCGAUUGCCUCAGUUUACGGUAAGUAUAAAUCCCUAAUCGAGGCUUCGGAUAAUCGAGUCUGAACUGUGUAAUGAUCGGAUUACAUUAUGAAUUCAGUUUUAAAAAACGAUAAAAUAUGAGCUAACAUCUUGGCUAACAUAAGUAUCACAUCAAUAUAUGUGUCAUUUCACCUCAAUCGUUCACAAAAAAGUGCAAAGUUGAAAUCAACAUUUUCUUGUCAAGCAAGAAUCCUGAUUCAUCCAAAUAAAACUACCCCAAAAAUUGGCCUUUUCCAAGAAAAUUGGGAACAUGACAAAUUUUUGUUGCAUGCGAAAGAAAUAUCCAUUUAUCUGAUCAAUUUGAAGUCGACUGAAAAUUAAAUAUUAAAAUAACCCAACUCAUUGUACCACCCUAUCCAAAUGUCACAUUCCAAAACAAGCGAGUUUGUCUCUUCACUGUCAGUUGGCUAAGCGUAUUGCGCAUAGCGGUUCAAAACAAAAAAAAAACAUUUUAAAAGUGAAAACAAAUUUACUCUUUUAGCACUUAUAAGUACUGAGUCAUCGAUUGAAUGACAAGAAAAAAGAAAAGAAAUUAUUUUCAAUGUGAUUACUGCAAAAACAUCCAAAAUUUGCAGGUUCAUUUAAAGCUUUCGAGCAAUAACCGGAAUGGCCGACCAAGAUGAGCUGAUCCAAAACAGUAUGCUUCUCCUCGGUAUACGGAUGAAAACACUGACUUCGACUCAACUAGACAUCAUCAUCGAACACGGCGGGAACAUCAACACCAAGGAUGCCAACGAUAGAAACAACACCCCACUGCACGUAGCUGCCUGCAAGGGAGUUCCGGAGAUUGUCCAACUUCUGCUGGAUAGAGGAGCAAAGGUUUCGGAAAAGAAUUCGACUGGGCAAACCCCGCUGGAUGUUGCCCAAGGUUCUGAGGUCGUCGAAAUACUCAAGAAACACAUUCAAAAUGUGCCCAAACAGGAAUUACGACCAGCAAGCGAUCAUUCAGUUGCUGAGCAAUCAACCACUGAAAAUAAAACUAUCUUCUACUCAAAACGAUCCGGUACAUCCGGCUUUUGUGGACAGCUGUAUGAAACUAAACUGCUAACGUUGAUUUUGUUUCGGGCCCUGAAACGCAAAGACAUCGCCGAGUUUUAUCUGGGAUCCAACGUGGAUGGCCUGGGAGCACUGGACGAUGUAGUUUUUUGGUUCCGGGAUAUUUACGGGAAAACACGGAUGCAGUUUAUCCAAGCAAAGCAUCGCGAUGACCCCGAUAAGGACGGAAAGUUGACCUUGGGAGAGACCCUCAAGGAGAAAGGUGACUAUAGCAUACACAAGUACUUCGAUAGCUUCCUGGCAAUAAGGCGAAAGUUUGGCUCAAAGAGCGAGGAUGACCAGAUCUUCAGAGAAGAGUUUCAAAAAGUGGACUGUGAUUUUGUGAUUUAUACCUCAGCGAAAGAGAACUUUGAUUGUAAAAAAGGGAUAGAUACUGAGACAACUGAGUUCAAUACAAAAACGGAUGAUAUAUUAUACUCAACUAAUCGCGGUAAAACAUUCAAGUUUGAAUACAGUCCGCAAAAUGUUAAAACAUUGGCAACAGUUGCAACUAAGUUACGUAUUCAAACAUUAGGAAAUAUUUUGGCUGAUUUUGUACUAUCUGGCAGAACAGACAAUGUUAUGUCCGAUGAUCUGAUGAGAACGUAUCACGUAGUUUUGGCACAAAAACUAUUUAAACACAGCGAAACAGGACAAAUGACAUUCAAGACAGAUUUCUUUGCAUCUAAAGAAAAGUUAGUUGUUAUUUUAAGGGAAAUAAUGUACGAUAAAAUUUUAGAAUAUAGAAAGCAAAAAUUUGAAGAUUCAGAUUUACAAAACUUUUUGAAAGUUCUAUUAGAGAAUCCUAGCGCGGAAAAUAUAAGCAAACUACUCGGCAAUGUGCUCAGGUACGAUAACUCGUUAAAAACGCUUACACCAAUUAAAAAUCGGGUGAAACUAGAUGCGUUACAAGAAGCAGCCUUUAAAAAUAUAAUAGUUACACAAGAAACUAUACGAAAUGCUACAGACAUCGUAGGAAGAUCAACAUUGGAAUCAUUAAAAGUCAAAUUUCCACCUUCUUUCGGAAAUCUAGAUUUGCCAAUAGGGAAAGGUAAUCAAGAGCAAAGAAUUAAGCAUUUAGUACAACGAUUCAAGGUUUUAUUCCAAUUGGCAGCGCAAAAUGAUAACAUUGUCAGAAUCGAUGAAAGUAUGAUUGGUAAAAUAUUAAACAGUGGCGAUGUUGGUCUAAACGGGGGUUUUGCCGGUAUGGUGGGCAAUAUCUUGAUUCCGGAUCAAAACACAAACUUGUUGAAAUUUAAUGUUGAUGGAAGUUCGUUGCAAUCAAAUGCAAAAAGGUUGCUUGAGUUGUUAAAGAGUGAAAUUGGGAUUGCUUUAGAAAGUUAUCGAUUAGAAAUCAAAGUUGAUUGUUUUCCACGAUUGACAUUGGAAAAUAAAGAAGAGGAUGAGCAGUUCGCGAAAUGCUUUCUAGAUAAUUUGAUGUUUUACACAGAUCAAGGAAAGGAAAAUGAAGUAGAAGCAACUUUGAAAAACGAAAUCAAAUCUAGCUAUAAAAUAAGUGACGAUCUAGAUUGUGAAGCAGUGUUUUUAAAGGUCCAUGACAAGGUUCAACAUUUGUGGAAACAGCAAAAGAAAGCUCCUUACUUGACCAGGGAUUGUGACUAUUUUGAUGCAGCCGUUGUGCAAGUGCGUGACAAUCCGCCUUUAACCAAUUUAAGUGCAAUUUGCAUCAGCCAGAUCAAUAGAUACCAAGUUGAGUUCAAAUCAGAAGCAGUUCAAUCACUUGUGUCUCAUAUUGGAGAGGGUGUGACAAAUAUCGUUUCGAAUUUCGUUGAACAAACUUGUAUCAAAUUGCUUCAACAUUUUGAUAAGGACUCGCGUCUUUUCAUUACAUUUCAAUAUCUGAAAAUUGUGCUCCCUCAUCUUAAAGAGGUUUUUCAGUUUAAAACUGUCAGUAAUAUCUGCAAAACGAUGAUCCUUGUUGGGGAUCUAGAAACGGUCAAUGAUAUUGAGAAAAUGUUGAAUGAAUUUAAAAAUUCAAAAAUCAAAUUGAUCAUUGUAACAAACGCAAGGUUAUCAACUUACGUCGACCAUCUCAUAGACGAAGGAAGCAUUUUUAGCGAUCUUGUUCCGGAUUCUCAAACAAAACUGUUGAAGGAGCGUGAAAUAUAUUUCCAGUGUGCUAAAAUUAAACUCGGACAAUUAAUGGGAUGCGCUUCAUUAGACAUCAUCGAUGUUGGAAUGCUUUCCCAACUGAUCAGUAAAUGCGAUCUGAUGAUAACCGGAGGAGUGGAUUUGACUCAAUUCGAAAACGUUGCUGAAUUUUUGAUAGAAAGAAAAUUAUUGCGAAAAAUGGUUAAGAUUAGGAAAGGUGUCAAAAAUACAGAUCAUGACGUAUGGGUUAAGUCAUGUGAAGAUUUUAAGAGAAAAUGCAUUGAUAAUGAAACGAUAAACGUUCAUUUAGUAGAUUCCAAAAUGAGCUGGCAAAAAUCACGUGGAAGUCUUAGCAAAGUACGUGAAAAUAUUGAAUCAACUCACGAGCAGAUUGUAACGGAUUCAUUGGAGUUGUACAGCGAAAGGAUUGUCAUUGUAGCUGCCGAACCUGGCAUGGGAAAAUCCACCUUGAUAACAGACCUAUCGAAAAGAAUAACCCAGCACGAUCCACUCUGCUGGGUUGUGCGAAUAGAUUUGUUAAACUAUACAAAAGAGUUCAACAAAUGGUUGAAAUUGAAAAUAAUCGAUCUACCACUUGCAAUAAAGUUUAUUUUGAUUGUGCAACAAAUUAUAUCGAGUGAUGAAGAAACUUCAUUUACCUUAUCGGCAGAUGGUACGAUUCACCUGAAGAACACCGCUCGAAGUAAAAUAAGUGGAAAAACAUUGUUUGAAAUUGAGUUGUUUCUAAGUUUUUACAACAAAGGAAACAUUACGCUACUUUUUGAUGGUUUUGACGAAAUCAGCCCAAACUAUAAGGAACCAAUUUUAAAACUAUUGAAAAUUCUUCAAAACAAUGAGAAGAGACUUUGGAUAACCACACGAAAUGACAACAAUCAUUACGAACUGGAAGAUAAUUUAAGUAAAUUUGCAUACACUAUAAAACCGUUCAGCAAGCAAGAUCAGAAAAAGUUCUUGCAUAAAUUCUGGAAAGUCAAACUUAAAUUGAAACACAUUGACAACCAUCGGUUCAGUAUUUUUGCCAGCAAUUUAAUCAAGCUGUUUUCAAAUACGAUCAACAAUACGGAAGCUUCAUUCAUGGGAAUUCCACUGCAAAUGCGGAUGAUCGCAACGAUUUUUUUGAACGAUUUCAAGAAAUUUCUCUUUAAAGAACAUGCAUUUACCAACAGAAUUGAGCGUCAAAUAAGUGCCAAGUUAGAUCUGGUGGUGCUGUACGAGGAAUUUUUCCGCAUAAAACUCGAAGAGGUACUGUUCGGCGAUAAAUCACCCAACAUUGACAAGAGUGAUCCAAAAAUAUGCGAAUUGAUGCAAGAGAAACGUCAAUCGAUAGCCGAAAAACAUGAAAAGCUAGCUUUAUGUGCACUGCUGGAGGACCAAGAGUUGAAUGCUCUCCAGGUGCUGCCAGGUGAAACUUCUAAGUUCCUAGAAGACUUUAUAUCGGGCCGAGAAAAGGUCGGUUUUAUAAGCCAGGUGGUGAAGGAUAAACCACGCUUUGUGCAUCAAACAUUUGCCGAAUAUUUUGCGGCACGAUACCUUUGGAGUAAAUUUAAAUCUUCAAAACGCAAUUCAGAUAGAUUCAUCCGAGAAGUUUUUGUUCAAAUUCUCACAAAAAGCAAUCGAUACCAGGUGUGUUGCUUUGUGCAGCAAAUAGCACUGCAAGAUUUUAAAGUUUCUCUCAAUUCGAAAGAGUUGGGAAGCAAAAUCGGUUGCCUGUUGGUGAAUCUCGUACCUCUUGCUAAAAACUAUAGUUACAUCGUCGAGAGUGACUUUUUGCACAGAGAUUAUAGCCAUCGCUUGAAAGAUGGGGCAAAUGAAUGUGCAAAAACUUUGUUGAAAAUUGUUGAAAAUUUUAUUAUCAGUCACAACGAAUGUGUGAUUAAUUCAAUGAAAAGUUUAAAUAUUAUGGAUUGUUUUUGUUUAUUUUCAAUUGCUUCUAGCGAGGGUUAUUACAAUUUAAUUCAGAAAUUCGUUGGAAUUUUUAAUCCAUCAAUAUUACAAUCUAAUCUAGCUCAUAACGGGUGGACAUUUGAUCCAUUGCUGAAAGCGGCAACCAAUGGGCACGUCAAAAUAGUUCAUAUUCUCCUUAAAGAGUUCUACCAUAACGUUUCCACGUGGGUGGACAAAGACGGGAAAACACUGAGGCAACAUGUAUUCACUGAUCACCUUCCGUUCCAGUUUCAGUUUGUGCACAUUUUCGCUCAAUUGGGUAUUAUCGAUGGCAGUACUUAUUUGGCACCUAACACAAAAAAUGAGAAAUUUCCACUAAUUACGUUGCUUUUCGAGCAUGCACCUGUGCAAUACCUGAAGCUACUAGCGCCAACAACAGAUUUUAGACACUUGAAUAACUUCAAAAUCUUUACAACUACCGAUGGAACACAGGACGUAAUCCAUGGACUGUCCCUGUUUUUAUUGGACUAUGAUGAUCAAUUGAUAAAGGAUUGGAAAACUUAUGGAGCAGAUUUUUCUCAGUCCAUAAAUUCUUUAAUAUCACAGUUCACUAAUCGUGCUGUAACUGAAAUGAAACUUUUUGCAGAUGAACAAAUGCUAGACAAAAUAUUCAGAGAUUACAAAAUUUGGGAUACACUGCUUUGCAAAAUAAAACAAUUUUUAAUGGUUGGUGUUGGUUACAAUCGACAGGAUUUCAAGUAUGCGUUGUCAACCAAACAGUUGAUUGAGCAAAUUUAUUAUAUUCACUUACUUCUCGUGAAAUUGUGCGAAGGGAAUGACUUCCCUUCCAAAUUCGAAACCAUGCUGAAACUAAUAAUUAUUUGUAUGAAAAAACAUCGCUUGUUUGGACCAAGUACUAUCCUCACAACACUGUUUCACCAUGUUACACUAAAUUCAUCAGAAUUUGUAAGAAAUCAUCGAAUGGUGUUUGGAUCAUAUUCCUCGUUUAUGUUGUGUUCUUUUCUAGAAACAAAGCGGCACGUGACUAGUGACAGAAUAAUACAAAUAUUUACCAACACUGUCGAAAAGUAUAAGGAAGCAUUGAAACAAGGUAAAUUUCCGCAUGAAAUAUAUUCUGAUCAAGACAUCAACGAUUAUGAUAAAAAUGAUCUAGUACAUUGGAUUCACAAGGUCAUUGAGUUCAAAACUAAACAAAAUUACACUUUUGAUGUUGCAUUGCUUCGAGUUUCACAAGAAAUGAAACGUUCUUGCGAAAGACUCCACAAAAUGCUGGAGAUGUCUGGUGCAAAAGAAGCCAGAGACAUCAAAAUCUUCGAUACCGACCAAAUCCUGAACAUUUUGGACUUGCAGGAAGUGGAGAUAAACGACGAAAUGCAACGUAUCAUGACGAAGAUCAUCGACUGCAACGGUAUAUCGCUAAUAGUUACAUUUUUGUUUCACCACUGCUUUGACCAAAAGAAAUCAGAUACUUCCAAGAAACCAAACGAUGGUCUAGAAGGCAUUUUUAAGGUUGGUUCAAAGCGAUUCGUAAAAGAUACAAUCACUUUUACCGAGCAAGCCCCGAAAAUCUACAACUUAUGGAUGAGCUUAGACCGACAGUACCAUCAACUGUUGCAAGCCUUCGAAACCAACGACUGCCACGACGCCGCACGCGACGUCCUCAUCCAGAUAGAUCCCGACUACCGUCAAGCGGUGAUCAACGGCCAAGAUCCCGACUACGGUUCUCCGCUGCACUUUGCCACAGCCAGCGGAGACCUGGAAUUGGUGCGGACACUGCUUGAAUUCGGAGCGGAUCCCAACUCUAGGCUCGAUGAAACUGGGCCACUUCCACGACUGAGAAUCGAAAGUGACGAGUUGGAGCAUUUUAAACAUUUCAGACCGCUUCAUUUUGCUGCAAUGCGAGGUCAUGGGGAAAUUGGGAAGGUUUUGUUGGAAAACGGAUCCGAACUUAAUGUCGUUAGUGAUUCCGGCUGGAUGCCAGUGGGAUUAGCCAAGAAAUAUGGCCACGAAAAAAUAGUUAAACGGUUAGGUGAAAAAACAGGAGGUAAAGUUUCAACUCCGCCAUAGUUUUUUUUCUAGUCUGGUAUUAGUUUUCUUCUUCCAAAAAGCGAUUAGCAAUAAAUUUAAGGAAAAAAACAAUUGUGAAUGUUAAUUACUAAGUUUUUUUUUAUAGUUUAUAAUAUAUGUACAAACAACAAAUAAGAAAAAAAGAGAUUGGAAAAGUGAAACAAAAUAUAAUAAUAGCUUUUUUCAAAGUGUUUUUUU